AUGUUACCCAGAGUUGUCAUGGAAUCACUUCGACGUCUGCAGCACAUCAAAAUGGUCCUGCACCCUGAUAUGCUACUAAAGAACUCGGCCAUGCGACCUUAUACUGUCAUGACAAGCGGAAGUAAUGAUGUGCAGAAUUUACUACGAAACACAUUUUCAGACAUUGAUGCAAAUUUGAUAACAUCCGAGGUAAAAUGCAGAAACUUUAUGGAGCAUUACAGUAAUUUGGCACAGGAUCAGAGGGGACAUUUCUUAUGUGAGCUGGCCAAACAAUUUGGGAUAGACAAGGACAGUGCCCUUUCUGUAGCCAAUAAUAUUGUCAUUGCAAAAGACAAGGGGGAGGCAAACCUGAUAGCAGUUUCUGACAGACUUAGGUCAGCUCUGCGACCAAAGUUCAAAACUCUGUUCACACAUAUGGGACGAGUUCAAGGCGGAGUUAAAUUUUUAGUUGAUGUCCGAGCUGAUGUACUGAACCUGAAGCAGAGCUGUACAAGUGAGCUUGAUGCAGCAUUCUACCAAGAACUCAAUUCUGCCUUACGUGAGCUGUUGAUGUUGUGGUUUACGGUCGGAUUCCUCAACCUUGAACGAAUAACAUGGAAUUCUCCAUGUGAUCUUGUACAAAAGGUAUCAAAUUACGAGGCAGUACAUAAAAUCAAGACAUGGGAAGACAUCAAACGAAGAGUAGGUUCAUAUAGAAGAUGCUACAUCUUCACCCACAACAGCAUGCCCAGGGAACCAGUGGUUGUACUUCAUACAGCACUAACCAAUGAAAUCUCUUCUAGUAUCCAUUCCAUCAUUUUAAAUGCCAGAUUCAGACCAUCUCUAUCGUCAGAUGUUGGUGACAGCGUCCCUGAUUUCUAUACACUGGACGCUCCAUCACCAUCUACAGCACCACCCACACCUUCCACUCCAAAUUCAACUUUUCAGUCACUAGCAUCCUUAUCGUCGUGUCCUGAUGAAGAGAAAGAGGACCCGGCUCAAAUUACAUGUGCUGUUUUUUAUUCUAUAACGUCAACACAAAAAGGAUUACAAGGCAUUGAAAUGGGUAAUUAUCUAAUCAAGUCAGUUGUGCGCAAGCUGCAGGAGGAGUUCCCACACUUGCAGCAGUUCUCCAGCCUGUCUCCCAUACCUGGCUUCAGGGACUGGCUACUGUCAGCCAUCACACACUACAUAAACAUGACAAACGCAGGGGAAGUUCCUAGUGUGCCCUUAUUACUUCCAGAAGAGUUAGCUAACAUUGCCCCAUAUCAACAGCUGGGUCAUCGUUCACCCAUGGAUACCUUUAAAGAUCUGGUCCUCACACACAAGUGGUACAGAAACCAGCCUUUGACACAAGUGAUGUCAGGACCACUCAUGAGGCUGUGUGCCCAUUACUUGUAUGUCCAAAAGAGAAGAAAUUAUGCUUUAAACCCAGUUGCCAACUUCCACCUGAGCAAUGGGGCAGUGUUGUGGAGAAUCAACUUUCUAGCCGACACAUCUCACAGAGGACUGACACAGUCUUGUACCCUCAUGGUCAACUACCGCUACUUCCUGGAAUCUACAGAGGACAAUAGCCGCAAUUAUCUGGAAAAUCACCAGAUUCAAGCCUCACCAGAAGUGCUAGACUUACUACGUGGACAGGCUUUCACUUGGUGCUAA
Molecule: messenger RNA, 1638 nt
Organism: Candidula unifasciata
Lineage: Eukaryota; Metazoa; Mollusca; Gastropoda; Stylommatophora; Geomitridae
Source: the annotation of a GenBank genome assembly